AUGCCUCUCCCAAAUCAACCGCCGCCGCCGGCGACCGGGCGCAUCUAUAAGCCGGCGGAUACUUCAAUCUUCGAGCCACGGCUCAAGGCUGCAAAUCGGGAGAGAUCGGAGCUUCUCCACAAGAUCCGGGAGUCGUAUGAUCGUGCCCGCAAGCGGCUCGCCAUGGCGACGGCAUUCAUAGAGGAGAUUUUCCCGAGCGCUCCCUGGACGGCCUUGUCGCCUUCCUCAAUCCUCACCACCUUCUUCCGCUACCUCGCUGACUGGGAAGCCGUGCGCUACCUGCUCCUCGCCGACACCGAUCUCGUCUUGGCGGUGCGCCUCGUCGUGCAUGACAGGUCUCUCUCUUUCUUCGACUUGAACUCCGAUAGCAGCAAGUCCGUCGUCCGCACUGCCCUCAUGUGCGCCGCGCUGGCCUCUAAGCACAUGGAUCCCCACCACCUCGUCCACACCUGGCUGUCGCCGAUUUGCCCUCUGGAACAAGUCGUCCCCGCAAUCCAGAAUGACAUCAAUAAAUUCACCUGCGACCCACUGUAUGAUGCUUGCAGGGGUCCUGGCAUGCAAAUGCAACCCCUUGAUUUCGCUUGGGACCGCACAUUCAAGCUCCCUCGGUUGUCAUCCACCGCCGUUAAGUAUCAGCCUUGCCAAUCCAUCAAGUUUGUGCUCCUCGAGCUCAUCCACACCUUCUACCUUAAUGCACUUGCCCUGCUGCCGCUUGGGUCUUGCUACCACCACAGCAUGCUCAAGGCCGGCCACUGCUAUGGCCCAUUCGAUCCUGUCUCCAACAUCAUCAUCAACACUAUCUGGUAUAACACUGUCUCCCCACCGACCCAAAAACUUGAGCUUGACGUGAUCAGUACCAAGUGUCUGCUACGCAUAGAGGCUCUCUCCUUCUAUGGCCUUAUUUCUUUCCUCUGCACAUCCGGCAAGAAACUCUAUGAAGCCAUGCACUUCUUGCUCAUUUCUGAGUGCACUCUGGGGAAGACUAUGCCCUCUUCCAACCCUUUGGCUGACUUCGGGGAUCAAAGCAAGAUUUGGCGUGCCUUCAGGGCUGCCGGUGUGGCUGCUUGGCACCCCGACCCUGUCGCGCAAGCAGACUUUAUUUCCUCCUGCAGCCAUACAUUAAUCAGUAAUUCAUUCGCAGGUCCAAAGAUUAAUGCUCCACUCAACUCUGCUGACGUUGACCGCAUUACCAGAAAGAUGUUUCAAGCACCCCCCACCUCUGGCAAUUCACUGCAGCAUCAAUCCGUUCCCAUGCCCAAGCUCUCCCGUCAUGCUCGAUACAAAAUUGUCUGGAUGGACGAGCAUACAAGAAUCUCCAAGAAAGUCAAAGCAGCGCUGGCCUCAUAUGCACUGAAAAACAGAGAACCCAUGUAUGAUCUUCAUGUUAUUUGUGGCGUCAACCAAAAUGUGUCUGGCCCUGUGUACUGUACGGAUGCUGACAAACCCAUUUUCAUAUACCAUCACAUUCAUGUCAAUUUUCUGGCAAGUCAAAGAGGUGGAAAGCGAAAACUCUUCUUCGCUGAACUUAGCAAUGACGAGGCAGAGGAUGGAGGUGUGAAGGUCUUAUGUUGUCCUGUGAACUUUCCCAAACCACACCAAGGUAUCUUAUAUUUUUUUCAUACAGCAAGUAGACUAAACCUACAUGGUAACAUCUGGACAUCUGUGAAACCACUUCUCAGGGUCUCUGUUUAAGUCAAAAAGCUCUACUGCUAGU
Hordeum vulgare subsp. vulgare (domesticated barley) is the source of this 1714-nucleotide messenger RNA. RefSeq lists its product as uncharacterized. Bases 1 to 1692 code for a protein of 563 amino acids. The record is from RefSeq and is a predicted model, not a curated record. NCBI's taxonomy places the organism in Eukaryota, Viridiplantae, Streptophyta, Magnoliopsida, Poales, Poaceae. The transcript has 3 exons.